GAUUAUCUGAUGGCCAAUAUGAUGACAAGUUCGUCGAGAAUGCGUAACUUCCGGUUGACUGCAGUGCUUUCUCCCUUGUGUAGUUGUAAGCCUUGAACCCCAGUGCGUGUUCUUUGCGUUAAAAUCACCACCCAUUAUGAAUCUUUACCUGUGUCUGUUUAUUAAGUGUUGGUAAUCUUCAAAUUGGAUUUGAGACCUUGGAAGACUGUACACAGAGGUAAGUGAGAGUGGACUUUUAACUCCGUAAAUAGUCAAUCUUGUAGCUUGAAACUUAUCAGUUGAUAGUUGUUCUUCCUCAAAAUGUUUAAUCGUAUUUUUAAUUAUUAUUGCGCUUCCGCCAUGGACGCAAUUGCUAGGAUGAAUUGUUUAGCUCAAUAAGAAAUUGCUGAUAAAAAUCAUUUACUAUGGGAUACUGUAUUAUGAAGUAUAUCCCCUGCAAGACGGAGGUAACAGAUUGCACAAACACAUAGAAACAUUUUCAGCUGUUCACUAACACUCUUACAUUUUCUGGAAUUUUCAAUUGAAUGGGAGAAUACAAUAGGAGAAACGAAUACCCAAUUUUUCAAGAAGAAAAAAACGAAAAGCGCAGUUUAUUUUGGAUUUUAAAAGAGAGAAAACGAAAAGGCUUAACAACGAAAAAGAAAUCAUUUGGACCAUUUGUAAAAUUCAAAUCUAUUGCGUACAGCAAACAAAUAAGGGAUUUGCGACGUGGAUAUUUGAAUCCUAUCAUACAAAUGAAUUUCGAUGACCUCGUGGAAGAAAUGAAUUCCGAAGUGGAAUGCUCACAACCGUUGAGUCCCCAUAGAGAUAGAGUGUUUAAAAAAAUAUCUUACAAUCUCGUUUGCGCUCCUCCAGUAGAAGCAUCACAAAUUGUGGUACCGUCACCAUCGUCUGGCGGUCAUGCAGAUAUAAUCCAGAAGCUGGAUGCCAUUGAGACCCGUCUCACUGGAAUUGAAAAGUCCCUAACAGACAAAAUGCCAGAAAAGGCCGAGGUGCAGGCGCAAAGUAAGUUAUUGCGCGAAUGCCGCGUCAUAGCGGCAAAGACGCACCAUUCAAUUAGCCACAUCACCGGUGACUUGGAGGACGAGCGUUACGUGGAGCUCGCUUCGGAACUGCCCAUGUCAUCGGAGGAGCACGUGCGCUUCGUGGAAGACAAACUUUCACAAAAGGAAAGCACGGAUGCUAUGAUGCGGUUAAUAUUGAAGUCGAAGGGCGCAAAAGACAGUGUUGAUGGCGUACUGCGUGGUAUGUUUUCUGAUGAUUUGAUGUACCACUACAAUUUAGAGGGGCGCAAGGAGAAGGAAUCCCUACUAAAAUUAAAUAUAUUUCCUGACAAGGAUAAAAACACCAUCUGUGGGAGCUCCGGAGAUUUGCGGCCUUAAGCCACAAUCGUUUUAAGCAAAAAAAAAACAUAAACUUAAGGCAAAAUUAAUAUAAGGUUUCAUAUUAUUACUUAUAUAUAUUAGUUUUAAGUUGUAAAUAUUAGCUCUAAGUUGUAUAAAUUAGUUCUAAGUUGUAAAUAUUAGUUUUGAGUUGUAUAAAUUAGUUUUAAGUUGCACAUAUUAGUUUUAAGUUGCAUAUAUUAGUUCUAAGUUGUACAUAUUAGUUUUAAGUUGAAGUUUCUAAUUUUACUUUUACAAAUUUGAAUUUUUAGAAUUAUAAUUUUUUACUGAAAUAAACUUAAUUUGUAAUAGGCAAAUUAUUAGUUUAAGUAAAUAUUUGAUUAUUUUGAUUUUAUUAUUAAAUAAAGCGAAAUAAUAAAAAAAAAACUGAGUUUUAUUUAAAAGAAUUGAAUUUGCUAGAUAACAGAUGCUAGGUAACAGAUAAUCUUGUUAUUGCUUGUUCUUGCUAACAUGCUUAUUUGUUAAAGGUAACAAACUGAUAACCAAAAUAAUACCACUAACAGAUAUUCGGGUAACAAAUACUUUUUGUUAUCCAUAACACAUAGGUAAGCUAUGCGCUAACAAAAUAAUUUGUUACCCGUAACAUACUGUGAAGAGAUUUGCUAACAAUUGUAUUGUUACGAAUUUACUGCUUGAUAGUUCACUUUGUUAGGUUCGUAUUUCUGGAUUGACAAAUAAAAUCAACACUGUUUAAUUUAAUUCAACAACUCUUUAUUUCACAACUCGUCUACACUAUAGCAGUUUACUCUUAGCACUGAUUGAUUACGUUGGCUCUGCCACGGCUUAUAUAGCCACGCACUUCUCGCUGAUGCCGACAUGUCCUUCUAGAAUAUUGCGUCUGGAAAUUACCAGAACAUAAUGCUUUACGGCGCCAGACUCAGCAAUUGUUUAACUAGACAAGCAGGCAGUGCGGCGCCAGAUGUCUAUUGUUUCGACAAGCACAUUGUUUCCCGAUUAGGCACAAAUCCUCUUGAACCAAAUGGGGCGAGCCUCUCCAAAUGAACUACUUUCAUUUUACAUCGUGCUUUUCCAUUUCUUUGUAUGCGGUAUACCACGUCAUUAAGUCGUUUCAUCACCAUAUGGGGUCCUUCCCAGGCUGUCGGCAGUUUCGGGGACAAGCCUUUCUUUCGAAGUGGAUUGUACAACAGGACCAGAUCACCUUCUUCAAAACCUUUUGAAUUUGCCGCUUGAUCGAACCGGUCCUUCAUCUUAUUGCUCAUCAGAUGCGUAUGCUGUCUUACCAUUAGAUACAAGUCAUUCAUUUCUUCCUUUAAGGCAGAACAAUAAUCUCCAUCAUUUCUUACAGCUGUAGGAUUCGUUCCAAACUUAAGAUCAGCAGGGAGUCGCAGAUCAGAUCCGAAAAUAAUCUUUGCUGGCGUGUAACCAGUUGUCUCGUGCUUCGCUGAACGAUACGCCAGCAGGAACAUCUGGAUGCACUUGUCCCAAUUCCGUUGAUCUUUAUCGACGAUUUUCCGCAGAUGUUCUUCGAGCGUUCGAUUGAAUCUCUCUACCAUCCCAUCUGAUUGUGGGUGUAACGCUGUUGUCCGUGUCUUGUGGAUGCCCAAUAAUGUACAGACUUCUUGGUAAAUGGAAGAUUCGAAAUUUCUGCCUUGAUCUGAGUGUAAUUCGACGGGCACUCCGAACCUUGUUAUCCAAUUUUCUACA
Messenger RNA from Bactrocera dorsalis (oriental fruit fly), 3068 nucleotides. RefSeq lists its product as uncharacterized. Bases 525 to 1382 code for a protein of 285 amino acids. The transcript has 12 exons. NCBI's taxonomy places the organism in Eukaryota, Metazoa, Arthropoda, Insecta, Diptera, Tephritidae. The record is from RefSeq and is a predicted model, not a curated record.